UUUCCUCUGGAUUUUCACGAGGAAACUUGGCUCAAUCUCUUGAGCUCUUUAGCUGCUGGUGGCUUGGAGAGUGGCUUGAGCUUCACCUUAAACACGAAGACGAAAAUGGGGAAAUCAAAGAGAGAAGAUCUGAAUCAGUUUCUCAUUGCUCAUCUCAACACCAUCUACGAUACUCUCCAGUUGUUCGAUCGAACAGCGUCUCCUACAGAGGAGAAAGUUAACUGGAGCGAUGUUCUUCAGAUGUCUGAUCACCUCUCUAAACAAGCCACCAUAGAGGGAUCAUAUGAGAAGGACAAGAAGCCAUCUAUUCCGCAGCUCUCGGGAGCAGUUUGGGAGACAUGCUCGAGCUUCAAGAAGGUUCCUGCAACAAACAUUAUUGCGAUUGGCAGAGGGAUUACGCAGGUUGCUGUCUCCAUGAAGGAUGUUCUUAGGGAGAUGAAAGAAGUGAAGCCGGCUUGUCCUUCACCCGAGUGUGAGGCUGAUGAAGAUGAUAACUCACAUGAUGACGACGACUUAGGCAGUGAUUUGUCUCCUGAAGAAAUGGAAGUUGCUCAAAUGGUUGCUGAGAUUGUCUCUGAGAUGAUCAUGGUGAUCAAAGAACUCAUCCGAGUUAUCACCGGGAUGAUCAAACUGGAGAAUCCAAAAGAUAACGGCGGGUUUGUGGACUCGCUCGAGAAGCUACUGAAGCUGUGCGAAGGAAACGGAGUACAAAUCGAUGAGCUUGGAGCUUGCGUUUACCCACCGCAGGAGAUGAACAAGAUGCAGCAAGCGGUGAAGAUAAUACAGAGAAACCUCGAUGAAGCUGAGGCUGAAGUUGAGCGUUUGAGGAGCUCUUCAGACGCGUUUUCAGGAGCUUGCAGAAAGCUUAGAAACUCGAUGAAACACAUGGAGACUGAGCUGGACAAAAGAUGUGAAGCUGAAGUAGUUGUUGAAAUGCAGAAUGUUACUCUUGUCAAUCUUGCUGUCGUAUCUAAAAAUCUACCCAACUUGAAAAAAUGGUAUAACGGUUUUGGACCAAAUGAAAACCGGAUUGCAGAUUGGAUCACAAUUGAACCGGUCCGUCCUCCGGGAGAUGAUCGCCGACGCCCACGGGAGGGGAGAGAGAUGGCACUAGGCUUCGUGGAAACUUCGAGAUCCUUCUUCUACACUUCUACUGCCAACACCAGCCUCUCCGUCUCUAAGCGACGCUUCCUCUUCCAAUCUCCUAAUCUCCCUCCUCACCCAUCUUCUUCCUCCUCCUCACCCACCUCCUCCAAUCUCGAGUCCUAUUUCGCCAAUCUCAUUUUGACUUCCUACGGGUGUACUCCGAAUCGCAAGUGGUCUUCGCACCAGUUCCGUCUCCUCCUCGCUGACCCAGAUUUGCUUAUCAGAGUCCUCAACAUGAUUCGAGAAAAGCCCGAGAUCGCUUACCAUUUCUUCAAGUGGCUCCAGCAUCAGCGCGAUGUCAAGCAGUCGCUGCAAGCCUUCGCGGCCGUGCUCGAGAUCUUGGCGGAGAAUGAUUUGAUGAGCAAAGCGUAUUGGGUUGCUGGGAGGAGCAUCGAUCUCGGUAUGCACGAAAUUGAUGAUCUUUUGAUUGACGGGGCAUUCGACAAACGGAUUGCUCGUAAGCUUCUGGAUCUGUUGUUGUUGGUUUACACGCGGAAAUCUAUGGCGGAGCAGUGUUUUUCGAGCUUUGAGAAGAUGAUUAGGAGAAGGUUCUUGCCUAGUGUUAGAAACUGUAACAUACUUUUGAGGGUACUCAGGGAUAAUCGGAUGAUGGAUAAGGCUCAAGAGGUCUACAGGGCGAUGGUCGAACACGGGAUCGAGCCAACGGUUGUCACCGUUAACACCAUGCUGGAUUCUUGUUUAAAGGCCGGAGAUUUGGAGCAGGCCUCGGAGAUUCUAUCGGAGAUGGAGAGUAAAGUUGUGCCGACGGUCAUCACCUUCAACACCAUGCUGGAUUCUUGUUUCAAGUCCGGCGAUUUGCAGCAAGUCCACAAGAUUAUGUCGGAGAUGAAGAGAAGAAAAGUUAAAGCUACGGAGGUGACUUACAAUAUACUGAUCAAUGGGUUUUACAAGAACGGUAAAAUGGAGGAAGCAAGGCGGUUUCAUGGAGACAUGCGAAGAUCUGGUUUCCCUGUUACGGCUUAUUCGUUUAACCUUGUGAUCGAAGGGUAUUGCAGACAAGGCUUGCUUGAUGAAGCUUGGGGAGUUAUUAAACAUAUGCUCAAUGCGGGUGUUUCUCCAACCGCAUCGACGUAUAACAUCUACAUACGCGCGCUCUGCGAGUUUAGGAGCAUAGAGGAUGCGAGACGGCUGUUGCUUGAUAUGGGAGCUCCUGAUGUUGUGUCUUAUAACACUCUGAUGCAUGGAUACGUCAAGGCUGGGAAGAUUGCAGAGGCUUUUCUCUUGUUUGGUGAGUUGAGAGAUAGGAAUAUCAGUCCCAGUGUUGUCACUUACAACACUCUAAUGGAUGGUCUUUGCGAGUCAGGGAACUUGGAGCCUGCUCAGAGGUUGAAAGAAGAAAUGGUCAGCCAAAACAUCUAUCCUGAUGUGAAGACGUACACGACUCUUGUGAAAGGAUUUGUUAAGAAUGGGAACCUAGCCAUGGCUACUGCAGUUUAUGAUGAGAUGUUGGGGAAAGGGAUUAGACCUGAUAGAUACGCAUACACUACGAGGAUCGUCGGUGAACUUCAGCUUGGAGAUUCAGACAAAGCGUUUCGUCUGCAGGAAGAGAUGGUGGCAAAGGAUCAUUAUUCUCGAGAUCUGAUCACGUAUAACGUUUGUAUAGAUGGACUCUACAAGGUUGGGAACCUGGAGAAAGCGAUUGAGUUUCAGCGUAAGAUCUAUAGUGAUGGUCUUGUCCCUGAUCAUGUUACUUACACCACGGUCAUGCGUGCUUAUUUGGAGAAGGGCCGGUUUAAGAUGGCCAAAGUCUUGUACCAAGAAAUGCUGAGGAAAAAGUUGUCUCCCUCUGUGAUCACCUACUUUGUGUUGAUUCACGGCCAUGCGAAAGUUGGGAGGCUACAACAAGCCUUUCAGUAUUCCACGGAGAUGAAAAAGAGAGGCGUUCGUCCCAAUGUCAUGACGUGCAAUGCUCUUUUACAUGGCAUAUGCAAAGCUGGCGAGGUAGAUGAAGCUCACAGAUACUUCUGCAAGAUGGAAGAAGAAGGGAUUCCACCGAAUAGGUACAGCUACACUAUGCUUAUAAACAAGAACUCUGACCUCGGUAGAUGGGAAGAGGUUAUCAAGUUGUAUAAAGAGAUGCUAGAUAAAGAAAUCGAGCCAGAUGCUUAUACACAUUGGGCCUUGUUCAAGCAUUUGGACAAGGACCACAGAUCACGAGAGGUUGAGUUCCUUGAAAAGUUAUUACGAAGGGAAACACACUCUGAGCUAUGGCCAGAAUCGAAUCCGAUUGUUGUUGAAGCUCCGUUUACUUGUAGCUUAGCUCGAUUCUUACCUGCAAGUAUGGCUAUUACUUACUACACAGCAGAGGCAAGAAGAAUAGGAAUAAAGAUGACACGCAUAAAUGGUGUUUGCAAAAUUUCUCUCACACUCAAAUCCAUGGCUCUCGAUUCUUCCGGCAAACAAUCCGAGCAGCAGCAACCGCGAGUCUCCCCCGAAACCGGCGACGCGGGAUUGAGGCUUCGGAGAACCCCCAACGAGGAGCAUCAGCCGGAGAACUAUGAGGAUCUGCAGCUGGAUUUCAGCCCGGCUCUCUUCAGCUCGCUCGAGCGCUACUUGCCUGAGAAGCUUCUCAGUUACCCUCGCAUCGAGAAGGCUGGUUUCAUGAGGGACCUUCUUCUCCGAUACUCCCCUGACACUGAGCGAAUCCGGAUUCAGAGGCAUAGAGAAUACAGGGAGAAAAUCUUGUCUACUUUCCAGCGUAGGCAUGUGGAGAUCUAUUCUCUCGACCCAGCUAGCUUCUUCGCGCCUUCGUUUCUUGAAGCUGUUAAUCACAAGUCGGAGGAGGGUUUCAGAAGCAUAGUUGUUCAGCAAGCUCCGGGGAUUUUCACUUUUCCAAUGUUUAACCCACAGUUUUGUGAAUCGUUACUAGCAGAGGUUGAGCAUAUGGAGAAGUGGGUCUAUGAAUCCAAAGCCACAAUAAUGAGACCCAAUACGCUGAACAGAUUUGGUCUUGUCCUUGAUGAUUUUGGGUUUGAAAGCAUGCUCCAGAAGUUGGUUGAUGACUUCAUAAGUCCUUUAUCUCAAGUUUUGUUCCCGGAAGUCUGUGGAUCCUCUUUAGAUUCUCACCAUGGCUUUAUUGUUGAAUAUGGAAGAGAUAGGGAUGUUGAUCUUGGGUUCCAUGUGGAUGACUCGGAGGUUAGUUUGAAUGUCUGCUUGGGUAAGCAAUUCGCUGGUGGGGAGCUGUAUUUUCGAGGUGUGAGAUGCGAUGACCAUGUGAAUUCCGAAAGCACUCAGGAGGAAGUUUAUGAUUACUCUCAUGUACCUGGUCAAGCCAUUCUUCAUCGUGGACGUCACCGCCAUGGUGCUAGAGCUACAACUGCUGGACACCGAGUCAACUUGAUUCUGUGGUGUAGAAGCUCAACUUUCCGAGAGAUGAAGAAUUAUCAAAGAGAAUUCCCAAGUUGGUGCGGAGGAUGCAAAGCUGAUAGACAAAAGAGGAUGCAAGCGUCGAUUAAAGCAACUACAGAGGAGCUGAAGAAGAGAGUAGCAGGGAAGGUGCUUGCUGAGCUAGCUCCAAGAUCAUCUGCCGACUAA
Thlaspi arvense is the source of this 4701-nucleotide messenger RNA. The record is from the annotation of a GenBank genome assembly. Lineage: Eukaryota; Viridiplantae; Streptophyta; Magnoliopsida; Brassicales; Brassicaceae.